Molecule: messenger RNA, 1269 nt
Organism: Cucurbita moschata (crookneck pumpkin)
Lineage: Eukaryota; Viridiplantae; Streptophyta; Magnoliopsida; Cucurbitales; Cucurbitaceae
Product: NDR1/HIN1-like protein 6
Exons: 2
Coding region: 308-1060 (250 amino acids)
Cellular component (GO): plasma membrane
Source: RefSeq, a predicted model, not a curated record
AAAAUAAAAAAAAGGGAAAUUAGGAGUUGGUUGAAGGGUAAUUUCGAGGGGGGUAUGAGCAACCGAAUUAGGCGCCGGAGUGUGGCGUCCCACCACACCAUACACUAUUUCAUAAAAAUCUCUCCGCCUUUCUCUCUCGGAAUUCUCUCUCGGAAUUCUCUCUCAAUCAUCCUAAUUUCGAGAUCCAUCCAUCCAUUGAAUUUCAAUUCAAUUCAAUCCCAUCUCCAUUUUGUUCCAAUCCAAUUCAUUCCCUCUCCAAUUCAUCCAAUCCCACCUCCACCUCCACCUCCAAAUUCCCUCAACAUUCAUGGCGGAUUCGCCACUGAAACCGCCGCUCCAGAGGCCUCCAGGCUACAAGGACCCAAGCGCCUCCGGUAGCUCAGCCUCCAUCCCGGUCUCGAAGCCGCCGGCCGCCAGAAACAAGCCCCGUCUCCCGACCUCGUACAAGCCGAAGAAGAGGAAAAGCAGCUGCUGCAGACUCUGCUGCUGCGUGUUCUGUUUCCUAAUCCUGUUCCUGAUCGUGGUGGUGUCCCUCGCCGGCGCCCUGUUCUACCUGAUCUUCGACCCCAAGCUUCCCCUGUUCCACCUCCUCGCCUUCCGCAUCUCCUCCUUCAAGGUUGCCCCGACCCCCGACGGGUCCUACCUGGACGCCCAGGUGUCCAUCCGCGUGGAGUUCAAGAACCCCAACGACAAGCUGGCGAUCAAGUACGGGAAGAUCGAGUACGACGUGAUGGUGGGGCAGGCGGCGGAGUUCGGGCAGCGGGAGCUGCAGGGGUUCACGCAGGGGAGGCGGAGCACGACGACGGUGAAGGCGGACUCCGGGGUGAAGGGGAAGAUGCUGGGGGUGGAGGACUCGACGAGGCUGGUGUCCAAGUAUCAGAGUAAGGCGAUGGAGGUGAAAGUAGAGGCGAGGACGGCGGUGGGCGUGGUGGCUCAAGGCUGGGCGGUGGGUCCCAUCCCCGUCAAAUUGGAUUGCGAGUCUAAAUUGAAGAAUAUUGAGGCCGGUGAUAUGCCUACAUGCAAUAUCAAUCUGCUUAGAUGGAUCAAUAUACGCGGAUGAGAUUGCAAUUGCACUACACUAUUGCUCGGAAGUCAAUUAUAUUAUAUUAUUUAUUUUUAUUGGGUUGAAUAUUUUAUUGGAACUUUUUUCUUUUUUUCCUUUUUUUUUAAAUCGAAUUAAUUUUUAUUAAAUAUUACUACUUUAGAACGUCAAAUAAUUCUUUGACUAAAUACACAUUUGUUCUAAGUGUGAAAUAUAAUGAAAAAAAA